Marasmius oreades (fairy-ring Marasmius) is the source of this 732-nucleotide messenger RNA. RefSeq lists its product as uncharacterized. The record is from RefSeq and is a predicted model, not a curated record. Bases 1 to 732 code for a protein of 243 amino acids. Lineage: Eukaryota; Fungi; Basidiomycota; Agaricomycetes; Agaricales; Marasmiaceae. The transcript has 4 exons.
AUGUCGCAGUACAAGGACUAUCUCCUCCACAAGCAAAAGCUCAAGUCUGUGUUUGGCGGGGACAGCAAUGCCGCCCAGCCCCUUGUUAUCAAGCCAACCUACGCAAAUUUUGAGAAUUGGGUGAAAAUGACUCAACAGAAUCCUUCUCUUCUGAGCUUCGUCAUGGAUGAGCUCUGGUCUCUGAUGAAAAAUUCAGCCAAGGAGGAAAUUGCUGAUUUUGCACCCACCAUUGAGAAGGUGUUUAACUGGAUCGUAGAUAACCCAAAGAUCUAUAAAACCAAGGUCAUGCUCUCCAUCAAGUCGGACUGGGCCGAGUUUGGUCUUUUGACACCGAGUGCUGCCAUCUGCUGGCCUGAUGGCGAACCUCUUCCCAAGUUGACACAAUUGGAUCAGAUGAAGUUGAUCUGGGGUAAGGAGCGAAGCCAUGACUACCAUAGGAUGACUGUUAAGUUCGAAGUUGUCAACGACGGCUAUCCCAUUGACUUUUACAUCUCUCACAGUUCGAAUGGCCCAGCACCUGGCGAGGGAAAAGCUUUCAUCAAUAUGGAACUAGAAAAAUACAAGAAUGAGGGGAUCACUGAUAAUGUUUACAACACAGAAUGGUUCUACUGCGCUCAUGUUACUGCUACUCCAGAAAAUUUCAAAGCCAAGCGUCGCCGCGCUAGUCUGAACAGUGGAAUAUGUGCUUGGGAUGAAAUUCUUGGGCAAUAUCUGCAUCAGGCAGCCGCUUAG